ACGAAUAUAACAUUUGUAUGCAAAAUGUCGUUUGGUUGGGCAUUCAACACCGAAAACGGCUACUUGGAAGGACUUGUACGUGGCUUUAAGAAUGGAAUGCUCAAGCAAGCCGAGUAUAUAAAUCUAACACAAUGCCUAACGCUGGAUGAUCUAGUGCUCAACAUACAAAGCACCGAUUAUGGAGUAUUGAUAAACAAUGAAACUCAAAUCGAUGUGGCACUGAUUGAGUCGCGUAUGCGCCAGAAAAUUGUGACGCAAUAUAAUUACAUACGUGUAAAUUCGACGGAACCGUUGACUACCUUUCUGGACUAUAUACGAUAUGAGCAUAUGAUUGAUAAUGUCGCACUACUGAUGGCGGGUCUACACAAUCAUCGACCGAUGAAGAAACUUCUGCCCAUGUGUCAUCCAUUGGGUCUGUUCGAGCAAUUGGAAGCCAUCGAGGUGGCCAGCAAUAUUGAUGAGCUAUUUAAUGCCGUACUGAUUGAUACACCGCUCUCGAAAUUCAUAACUGGUAAAUUCGACAAGACAGAUAUCAAUCAUACCGAUGUCGAGAUUGUGCGUAGUGUCCUCUUCAAGGCCUAUCUGGAGGACUUUUAUAAGUUCUGCAAUAAGCUCGGCGGCACUACGGCGAAUGUGAUGUGCGAUCUAUUGAGUUUCCGGGCGGAUCGUCACUGCAUCACAAUUACUGUCAAUUCACUCGAUACGCCAAUGGAAGGCCCACAACGGGAAGAUCUAUUUCCCACCUGUGGCAAACUGUGUCCCAUUGCACGGUCGGCUCUAGCGAAGGCCACAGAUUUCGAGGAAGUGCAUUCGAUCGUCUGCAAGGAAAUGAACUAUGCCAAAGUGUUUAGAAACAUCGAGAGAGAUACGGACAAUCUAAUGACGUUGGAUGAUCAUUUCCUCAUGCUCGAGGCGAAAAACAAUGUUAAAUCGUAUAUGCAGCAAUUUCACUUUGGCUGCUUUUACUCCUACAUCAAGUUGAAGGAGCUCGAGUGCCGCAAUAUCAUCUGGAUUGCCGAAUGCAUCUCGCAAUGUCAAACUGAUAAGGUUAAUGCUUAUAUACCCAUACCGCUGUUCUGAUUUGCAUUACUUUCUCAUUCAAUCUAUGUAUUAUAUAUUCUUAUUUAAUUAA
Drosophila grimshawi is the source of this 1132-nucleotide messenger RNA. RefSeq names its product probable V-type proton ATPase subunit d 2 (gene VhaAC39-2). Gene Ontology annotation, biological process: vacuolar transport; vacuolar acidification; proton transmembrane transport. NCBI's taxonomy places the organism in Eukaryota, Metazoa, Arthropoda, Insecta, Diptera, Drosophilidae. Gene Ontology annotation, cellular component: vacuolar proton-transporting V-type ATPase complex; lysosomal membrane; plasma membrane proton-transporting V-type ATPase complex. Bases 25 to 1080 code for a protein of 351 amino acids. The transcript has a single exon. The record is from RefSeq and is a predicted model, not a curated record. Gene Ontology annotation, molecular function: proton-transporting ATPase activity, rotational mechanism.